CCAGCCUCAAUCUCUCCCGGGUUAAAGGUUCCAGUUGGUCGGGCUCUCCCACCCUGUUUCCGUGAUCGCACAACUGACUCCUCCUGCCUCUCGUAUUCCGGGCCAUGGACGCAACCAUAAUCGUCCAAAAUCAUCAUUUUUAAUAGCGGUAGAUCACAGAUCAGACACUGGGGAGGGAGAGAAGCAAGGGCUGGAUCUGGAUCUGUUGCCAAGUCUGGUUGAGGCUUGUUGGCCGGUUAAUGAAUAGAGUAAAGAGGAUCAAACUUGAAGACGAAACAGAAGGUAGUUGGAAAAGUUGUGCAGCAGUCAGGAUGACCGCAGUGGACGAGCUCUCGGACAGCACGGAGGUGGUGGAGAUGGAGGACGUUCCCUCCCAGUUUUUCGUGGAGAAGCACUCUUGGGACGGCUUGCGGGACAUCAUCCACAGCAGCCGGAAAUACUCGGGCAUGAUCGUCAACAAGGCGCCACACGACUUUCAGUUUGUGCAGAAAUAUGAUGACUUGGGACCCCACUCGCAUCGGCUGUACUACCUCGGAAUGCCCUAUGGGAGCAGGGAAAAUUCACUGCUUUACUCUGAAAUUCCCAAGAAGAUUAGGAAGGAGGCCCUCUUGGUUCUGUCCUGGAAACAGAUGCUGGAUCAUUUUCAGGCCACGCCUCACCAUGGCGUCUACUCCCGAGAGGAGGAGCUUCUGCGCGAGAGAAAGCGGCUGGGAGUCUUUGGAAUCACCUCCUACGACUACCACGCCCAGAGCGGCCUUUUCCUGUUCCAGGCCAGCAACAGCCUCUUCUACUGCCGGGAUGGAGGGCACAAUGGUUUCAUCCAGGUCUCUCCAAUGAAGCCGGUGGAAAUCAAGACUCAGUGCUCAGGGACUCGGAUGGACCCCAAGAUCUGCAUGGGGGACCCCAGCUUCAUUGCUUUCAUCAACAACAACGACGUGUGGGUGGCCAACAUCGAGACCGGGGAAGAGAAAAGACUGACCUUCUGUCAUAAAGGUAUCAAUAACGUAAAGGAUGACCCCAAGUCUGCGGGAGUGGCCACGUUCGUCAUCCAGGAGGAGUUUGACCGCUUCACAGGCUACUGGUGGUCCCCAGCUGCCCCAGAAGACUCGGACGGGGGGAAGACUCUCCAUUUGCUCUACGAGGAGGUGGAUGAGUCCGAGGUAGAGAUCAUCCACGUGCCCUCACCUGCGCUGGAGGAACGCAAGGCCGACGCGUACAGGUACCCCAGAACAGGGAGCAAAAACCCCAAAAUCUCUCUCAAACUCGCCGAGAUCAAGACCGACCACCUUGGGAGAAUCGUGAGCACACAGGACAAGGAGCUGGUCCUGCCUUUCACCGUGCUGUUCCCUGGAGUCGAGUACAUAGCCCGGGCUGGCUGGACAAGAGAUGGCAAAUACGCCUGGGCCGUGUUCCUGGACCGGAGUCAGCAGAGGCUCCAGCUGGUCCUGCUGCCCACUGCCCUCUUUAUUCCCGUCUCCGAGGACGAGGCGCAGCGGCGGGAGAGCGUGGAGGCCGUCUCCGAGAACGUCCACCCCUUCGUGAUCUACGAGGAAGUCACCGACAUCUGGAUCAACGUUCAUGACAUCUUCUACCCUUUUCUGCAAACAAAGGACGACGAGAUCACGUUUAUAUGGGUUAACGAAUCCAAAACGGGGUUCUGCCAUCUGUACAAAAUUACAUCCAUAUUGCAGCCCGGGUGCUACCAGUGGUCACGAGACUACAGCCAUACUGAAGGAGACUUUAAGUGCCCAAUUAAGGAAGAAAUUGCGCUAACGAGUGGGGAGUGGGAAGUCCUGGCCAGACAUGGUUCAAAGAUCUGGGUCAACGAAAGCACGAAGCUGGUGUAUUUCCAGGCCACCAAGGAUACCCCACUAGAACAUCACCUCUAUGUCGUCAGCCAUGAUUCUCCAGGCGAGAUAGUCAGGCUCACCAAGCCUGGCUUCUCCCACAGCUGCUCCAUGAGUCAGAACUUUGACAUGUUCGUCAGCCACUACAGUAACGUCAGCACGCCGCCCUGCGUUCAUGUGUACAAGCUGGUUGGCUCCGACAGUGACCCCCUGCACAAGGAACCUGAAUUCUGGGCCAGCAUGAUGGAGGCCACAGGUUGUCCAUCGGAUUAUAUUCCUCCUGAAAUUUUUGACUUCCCGGGAAAAUCGGGGUUCCAGCUGUACGGGAUGGUGUACAAACCCCACAACCUGCAACCUGGCAGAAAGCAUCCCACCAUCCUCUUUGUGUAUGGGGGUCCCCAGGUCCAGCUCGUGAACAAUUCUUUUAAAGGGGUGAAGUACCUGCGCCUCAACACCCUGGCCUCUCUGGGCUACGCAGUGGUGGUCAUCGACGGCCGGGGCUCCUGUCAGAGGGGCCUCAAGUUUGAAGGGGCUCUCAAAAACAAAAUGGGCCAGGUGGAGAUUGAGGACCAGGUGGAAGGGCUCCAGUAUGUGGCCGAGAAGUUCAACUUUGUGGACCUGAGUCGUGUGGCCAUCCAUGGUUGGUCAUACGGUGGCUUCCUGUCGCUCAUGGGCCUCAUUCAUAGGCCCAACAUCUUCAAGGUGGCCAUCGCCGGCGCCCCCGUGACGGUGUGGAUGGCGUACGACACGGGCUACACCGAGCGCUACAUGGACGUGCCCGAGAAUAACCAGCAGGGCUACGAGGCGGGGUCGGUGGCACUGCACGUGGACAAGCUGCCCAAUGAGCCCAAUCGCUUACUGAUCCUACACGGAUUUCUUGACGAGAAUGUGCACUUUUUCCACACCAACUUCCUGGUGUCCCAACUGAUCCGUGCUGGAAAGCCAUAUCAACUGCAGAUCUAUCCCAACGAGCGACACAGCAUCCGAUGCCCAGAAUCAGGCGAGCACUACGAGAUCAUGCUGCUGCACUUUUUACAGCAAUACCUCUGAGAGCGGACUCUGUUGGGGCUGGUACCUCCUCAUCCUGCAAUUCACCCAUCACGCCUCACACCCCCCCCCUUACACAACCCCCUCCCCCGCCCCAAGGUGUGAGAAAUCCUCUCCGAGAGGGUGUACCCCACUUCGCGGCCCGUCUUUCCUCAUCCUGGAGGACAGCGGGCGUUGUUUUGGUCUUUUUUUCGAAGCAAUCCAAAUGGAAACAGGAGGCCACACACCCCCCCCCACCCCGACUUCGGGAGAAAAAAAAAAGAACAAAAAUUUGCCGUGCUGUAAAAGAAAAUACACUUCCGAAUGGAAUCGAUAGCUUGCAAGUAACUUAUAAUUAUUUUAUUUUGGUGUUGUGCCACAUCCAACUCUUUUCAGAUUUUUUUUAAAAUCCCAACAGGGAUGGAGGUGAUCAUUUUGCCAAAUUUCCUCCCCCCCCUCCUCCUCUCAGUCCAGUCAGUGGCUUACAGCUGUCGCCUACUAAAAUGAUUUUGCCUCACACAACCCCUCAGACUGACAUUCACGUCCUCCAUUGUUGUUUUCCUCCGUACAUGUGUCUCAUUUUAAUUUUUUUUUUCGUUUGGAUUUUUAUUUUGAAACCUGCAGCAAACCAUCAAGGACAGGCAAGGUCUCGCCCCCCCCCGCAAUCUGAACUUUGCGCCUCGAAAAAAGUGUGCAAAGAGGGGGCGGAGCCAUCCACUACUACCUGCACCCAGUAUUUUAAGUGUGUAUUAUUAAAGAAAAUAUUUUUAUGGAUUCUUAUUCUUUUAUAAUGAGUGUAAAGUGUAGUAACUCAUUAAAAUAUUACGAUCUCUCA
This is a messenger RNA of Lepisosteus oculatus (spotted gar), 3708 nucleotides long. It is a transcript of the gene dpp9, whose product is annotated as dipeptidyl-peptidase 9. Gene Ontology annotation, biological process: proteolysis. The record is from RefSeq and is a predicted model, not a curated record. Gene Ontology annotation, molecular function: dipeptidyl-peptidase activity; serine-type peptidase activity. NCBI's taxonomy places the organism in Eukaryota, Metazoa, Chordata, Actinopteri, Semionotiformes, Lepisosteidae.